Fulvia fulva is the source of this 318-nucleotide messenger RNA. RefSeq lists its product as uncharacterized. Lineage: Eukaryota; Fungi; Ascomycota; Dothideomycetes; Mycosphaerellales; Mycosphaerellaceae. The transcript has a single exon. The record is from RefSeq and is a predicted model, not a curated record. The coding region runs from base 1 to 318 and encodes 105 amino acids.
AUGACCUCCCGCCUAGAGCACGGUGAUGAAGGUACUGAGGUGAUACGCGUACCUACCCCGACUGUCGAAGGUUACUUCACCAACGCCUUUUGGGAGCGCAAAUCCAGUGUAUACUCGGCUCGAGUCGUGACUGCGCGGACCAUGCCAUGGUGGGUCGUGGACAAUAGCAACCAUAUGAUCUCAGUCUAUGAUCCGAAGUUCAUAGAAAUGCGUGAGGAUUCUCUUGAUAGAGCUGCGGUCUUCGAGUUCCCUACUGAGCAGGAAGAUGCUGCUGACAUAUUCCAGGAUGCACGAGGUAUCUGGGCCCAAGUAGAUUGA